This is a messenger RNA of Amaranthus tricolor (Joseph's coat), 2126 nucleotides long. RefSeq names its product D-lactate dehydrogenase [cytochrome], mitochondrial. The record is from RefSeq and is a predicted model, not a curated record. NCBI's taxonomy places the organism in Eukaryota, Viridiplantae, Streptophyta, Magnoliopsida, Caryophyllales, Amaranthaceae. Gene Ontology annotation, biological process: lactate catabolic process. Gene Ontology annotation, cellular component: mitochondrion. The transcript has 18 exons. The coding region runs from base 107 to 1792 and encodes 561 amino acids. Gene Ontology annotation, molecular function: FAD binding; D-lactate dehydrogenase (NAD+) activity; D-lactate dehydrogenase (cytochrome) activity.
AUUGUAGGUGGUGAUAAGAUGCCACAUAGAUUAUACUCCACAGUCCACAAAACAUCCUUUUAUAAUUCUCCGAUUCCAAAACGGAAAUCCAAAAAAAAAAGUGACCAUGUCUUGGUGGUUCGGUCGCAUUCGCUCCACUUCCAAAACGUUGUUUACGCAUCGUCCAACUUUCCGGCUCACCACCACCACCACCACCACCACCACCACUUCAACAUCCAACUCUAAAGGAAGAAAUCCAUUUCAAUGGUGGCCUUCUUACUUGCUUCCCAUUUCAGCUGCUUCUCUUAUGCUUCAGUAUCAACGCGAUCCUUCUUUUUCUGAUUCUUCUCAUCCGAACGCUCAAGGUGUUUCCAUCGGCGGCAAAGGGAGUACCGAAUAUGUGGUGAAGGGUUCUCACAGAAUUGUGCCACAUGAGCUCAUCAAUGAUUUGAAGGCUAUUUGUGGGGAUAACAUGACAAUGGAUUAUGAUGAGAGAUUCUUGCAUGGAAAACCACAAAACAGUUUUCACAAAGCUGUCAAUAUACCUGAUGUUGUCAUCUUUCCAAGGUCAGAACAGGAAGUGUCAUUGGUUGUUAAGUCAUGCAAUGCACAUAAGGUUCCUAUUGUACCAUAUGGUGGAGCCACAUCUAUUGAGGGUCAUACUUUGUCUCCUCAUGGAGGGGUUUGUAUUGACAUGUCACUAAUGAAGAGUGUAAAAGCAUUACAUGUCAGGGACAUGGAUGUGGUUGUUGAGCCUGGGAUAGGGUGGAUGGAGUUAAAUGAAUACUUGGAACCUUAUGGCCUAUUCUUUCCUCUUGAUCCCGGUCCUGGUGCUACAGUAGGUGGCAUGUGUGCAACACGAUGCUCUGGUUCAUUAGCUGUGAGGUAUGGAACAAUGCGUGAAAAUGUCAUCAAUCUGAAGGUUGUCCUGCCUAAUGGGGAUAUUGUCAAGACAGGGAGUCGUGCCCGAAAAAGCGCUGCUGGGUAUGAUUUAACCCGGCUGGUGAUUGGAAGUGAAGGAACCUUGGGUGUCAUAACUGAAGUUACUCUACGCCUUCAAAAAAUCCCUCAAUACUCGGUGGUGGCAAGGUGCAACUUUCCUACAGUUAAGGAUGCUGCCGAUGUUGCCAUUGCUACAAUGCUGUUGGGCAUACAGGUGUCCAGGGUAGAGCUUCUUGAUGAGGUUCAAAUAAAGGCAAUAAAUAUUGCUAAUGGAUCAAAUUUGCCAGAAACACCUACGUUAUUAUUUGAAUUUGUGGGGACAGAAGCAUAUUCACGUGAACAAACUCUGCUGGUUCAGAAGAUUGUUUCUGAGCACAACGGCUCUGAUUUUAUUUUUGCUGAAGAAUCUGAAGCUAAAAAGGAGCUCUGGAAGAUGAGAAAAGAAGCACUUUGGGCGUGCUUUGCAAUGGAACCUGGAUUUGAGGCAAUGAUUACGGAUGUUUGUGUUCCUUUGUCGCGACUUGCGGAGUUAAUAUCAAAGUCAAAAGAAGUUCUGGAUGCAUCUCCAUUAGUAUGCACUGUUAUUGCCCAUGCUGGUGAUGGAAACUUUCAUACAGUGAUCUUGUUUGAUCCUAACAAAGAAGAUGACAGACAAGAAGCCGAGAAGCUGAACAAUUUCAUGGUCCAGACAGCUUUGUCAAUGGAAGGAACAUGUACCGGAGAGCAUGGAGUUGGUACUGGGAAAAUGAAGUACCUGGAACAAGAGCUGGGAAUUGAGAAUUUGAGGACAAUGAGAAGCAUAAAAACAGCUCUGGAUCCUAACAAUAUUAUGAAUCCUGGGAAGCUUAUCCCUCCUCAUGUCUGUUUCUAAAUUGUUGAUCGCAAAGCAUCUCCAUUUUAUGGUGUUCGUUAUAAGAUUAUUAGACUCUUGUCAUCCUAAUUUUGCCGCACGAGUUUUUUGCGUUUAGUUUUGUUAAUCACUCAGCUUUAUUCGACCACAAAACAAUUGCUGAUAAUAAAAUAAAUUUUAGUUUUCGAAAACAAAAUAAUUUUGUAUUUGUGGAAUAAUUAUUUUGCCAUGUUUAUCAUUGCCCUUUUUAUGCUUUUUAUGGGUGUAAUUUAACUUUAAUACUUGCAUUCGACUUAUUGAAAUUAACUUGUAUUUUUUUUUGGGUAAGAUUAAUUAAAAAAGAAUGAAUUCCCCU